AUGGUGAUAUGUAUCCUAUUCCACAUCAAAAUGUCUAAACUUAAUCUACUUCUGCAAGCGGUGGCUCUAUGUUUCUUUUCUCAUGCACUUCAAAUCGAAGGUCAUCGGCUACACCCCACUGUUCUAGAGUUGAAGGGAAAUGAUUCAAUAGCAUAUGAUAUCAUCCAUGGCCUAGCAAAACAAAAUAUGGAAAGCUUGAAGUCAAACCCCAUUGAAGCAAUAACUUUUGGAAAAGAUUCUAGUUCAUGGGAUGCACCAUAUUUUGCUAUACACCAAACAUCUACUAGAGGUCGUGAUGACAAGUACUAUGGCUUACAUGCCACGAUGGAUGUGUACGGUCACAAACUAAAACCCGGACAGUGGAGUACAGCUGCAAUUUGGGUUACUCAUACUGGAGAUGGUGCUAGAUCAAGCAUUAACUCGAUUCAAGUUGGCUGGCAUGUAAGUGUCAUUUUUCCCAUUGUAUCCAUACAUAAUACAUAA
Triticum turgidum subsp. durum (durum wheat) is the source of this 483-nucleotide messenger RNA. Lineage: Eukaryota; Viridiplantae; Streptophyta; Magnoliopsida; Poales; Poaceae. The record is from the annotation of a GenBank genome assembly.